Molecule: messenger RNA, 2688 nt
Organism: Exophiala bonariae
Lineage: Eukaryota; Fungi; Ascomycota; Eurotiomycetes; Chaetothyriales; Herpotrichiellaceae
Exons: 1
Coding region: 1-2688 (895 amino acids)
Molecular function (GO): lyase activity
Source: RefSeq, a predicted model, not a curated record
AUGUCGUCUCAAGCUCCAGUCCCAAUUUCGAUACCAUCAACCUAUAUCCGUGGUGGCACUUCGAAAGCACUCUUCUUUCACGAUCGAGAUCUCCCACCACCAGGCAAACUCAGAGAUGCUCUCUUCCUCAGAAUCAUGGGAAGUCCCGAUCCUAUGCAGAUCGAUGGGAUGGGCGGAACACACAUAGUCACUUCGAAGAUUGCAGUCAUAGCGCCAUCACAACAUGAACAUGCCGAUGUCGACUACACAUUCUAUCAAGUCAGUACGGAGAAUGCAAUCGUCUCUAGUACUGGAAACUGCGGCAAUAUAUCCGCAGGUGUCGGUCCAUUUGCUAUCAAUGAAGGCAUCGUGCAGUCCUAUCGGGAGGGCGUGAGUCCUGACGGAGGAAAGACUCACACCCAAGAGAUACGGAUCUACAACACCGGAACGAAGAAAGUAAUGAGAUCUCACGUGCCACUUGACGACAAGACUGGCAGGGCGCGUGAGCUGGGUGACUACGCUAUUGCUGGCUGUCCAGGCACUGGUGCUCCAAUACUGAUGGACUAUCGUGACUUGGCUGGUGGGACGCUCGGGAAGGGGCUACUGCCAACGGGCAAUGUCGUCGACCAUCUGAAACUCGGGGAGAAUACUGUAGAAGUUACUACAGUAGACAUCGGCAACUUGAUUAGCUUUGCCAAUGCGGAGGACCUUGCCAUAAGCGGCGGAGAGAAGGCACUUGAUCUCACCAGUGACAAUGCUGUAAUCGAAAGGAUCAAACGCUUACGAGGCUUUGUCGCUCAGAAACUUGGACUAUGUCAACACCCGGAGAAUGUGGACGAAGAAUCACCCAUGGCACCUAUGAUUGUUUUGGUUUCGAAACCCAGUGAUCACGAAGCACACGUCCAGUCCCGCCUAUUCUUGGACAACAAAUGUCACACGGCUAUGGCAUUGACAGGAGGGGUUGCAACUGCUGCAUGCGCAAAGAUCAGCGACUCCAUCGUCGGCAGACUGCUGGAUACCAAAGGCACAAAGACGACUACUUUCAAAAUCCAACACCCAGGAGGUAUCUUACCUAUCUCAGUAGAAGCAGAGUAUUCGCAUGACAGCGGACUGCCGACUUUCAGAACAUUGUCAUUUGUGCGCACAUCUCGAUAUCUAUUCAAGGGUGAUGUCUUCAUUCCCGAGGACUUUCGGCAGAAGUAUGAUUCAUUCAGCAUUAAUGAUAUCGAUGACAGGCACAGCUCAACAAAUGGUGCGGUGCCUUCAAAGCCCUACCUCAAUGGUACCAGUGGCCCCCAAUAUUCGAACGGAGUUGUCACCAAUGGCCACACCGACAAGGGUAGUGAAGUUGCAUCGAACAUUACAGAGCAGCUCGUCAACUUUGUUGUGGACUUCACCCCAGAUGAUGUUACCCUUGAAUUGCGAGCUAAGUUUUCUCAGCUGCUACUGGACUACAUCGGAAUGGCUGUCUCAGGAUCAAAAAUCCCCGAGUCUAGCAUCCCUUUCCAACGGGCCGUGAAAGCCAUGUCACAUACGAGUCUAGGGAAUGCCACUGUAAUUGGAACAGAUUUUCGAUUGCCUCCUCAUUAUGCAGCUCUUUUGAAUGGUGCUCAUGCCCACAGCUUGGAUUUCGAUGACACCCACAUAGAAGCUGUUCUUCACCCUGGUGUCACUGUUAUCUCUGCUGCAUUUGCAGAAGCGGAGACUUCAUCGUCCCGAGUGGAUGAUUUUUUGGCAGCCCUGGCGGUAGGCUAUGAGCUGACUUGCCGCCUGGGUGUGGCUGUCGGAAGCACAGGCUAUAAGCGAGGCUUUCAUAACACCUCAACCUGUGGUAUUUUUGGUGCCGUGGCGGCUAUUGGAAAGUUGCGAAAACUCGACGCUUCGACUCUGCAGCAAGCCUUCGGAGUCGCUUUGUCCAUGGCGGCAGGAUCGAUGCAAUAUUUAGAGAACGGAUCAUGGAACAAAAGACUCCACCCUGGACUGGCUGCAAAGAGUGCUUUCGAAGCUGUCAUUUUCGCAGAAGCGGGUGUCUUGGGAUCAGCGUUGCCCAUUGAAGGUCAAUUUGGCUUUCUUCACGCAUAUUCGGGGGACUACGAUGCAACCAAGCUAGUGAAAGGGUUGGGCAGCGAAUGGUCUCUGUUGAAAACUGCUCUGAAACCAUAUCCAGCAUGUCGGAUGACUCAUGGGAUGAUCGAGCUUGCUGAUCAAUUAGCUGAGGACACAAGAGAUGGAGACAGCGUUGAGUCUAUCAGGGUCAAAAUAUCUGCGACUUGUUUCCCAGUCGUUGGGGAACCGACGCCGAACAAAAUUCAUCCGCAGAAUAUUGUCGAUGCCCAGUUCAGCGUCUACUAUCAAAUUGCAGUGUCCUUCCUGUAUGGUAGCAACCUUGGCUGGUCGGUGUAUGAUUACUUGCAUGAUGAGAAAGUCAAAAUCCUAUCGGACAAGAUCACCGUGGUAGUUGCAGAGGUGCCCAAUCCAACUGCAACCACAUUAUCAGUGACGAAAACCAAUGGUGAUUUCUCUGAAGCGUCCUCGGAGAUCCUGCUGUGGGAGGAAGAGCGACCCGUUACAUGGUCCAGUCUCGAGAGAAAGUUUAAGGGCUUGACUUCUGGCUUGCUCGAUGGAAAAAGAAUCGAUGGGAUCAUAGAUUGGACAAAACAUCUGUCUGAUCAGACGAUUGACAAUCUGAUGCUUCAGGUUCGUCUCUAA